Messenger RNA from Protopterus annectens (West African lungfish), 2700 nucleotides. RefSeq names its product BEN domain containing 2 (gene BEND2). The record is from RefSeq and is a predicted model, not a curated record. The transcript is spliced from 13 exons. NCBI's taxonomy places the organism in Eukaryota, Metazoa, Chordata, Ceratodontiformes, Protopteridae. The coding region runs from base 297 to 2483 and encodes 728 amino acids. Gene Ontology annotation, molecular function: DNA binding.
UUACAGUCCUAACAAUUCAGAAGCAAUGUACGUGUCAAGCACUGGUCUCUUCCCGUUUUCAGUGUUUAUUACAACUGCGCAUUCUCAGUACAAGUACCGCUAGUUCGCGUGAGCUAUCAUUGAAAGCCCUUCCGUUUCAGCGCCAUUUCAGAAACAUCUGUGAAAACAGAAACUCGCCGCUAGGGCGUCAGUACAAGAAUUCCCAGUGGGGAAACUUACUUCAAUUUUAUAAAUGUCAUCAAGUGAUUGCACUGCUGUCUUUACAAAAUGAUCCCAGCAGCUUUGCCACAUAUUAUAUGACUUUGAAAUUGGAGGAUGAUGAAGAUGAUGAUGAUGAAGCAGUGAUAAUUGAAGACACUCAAGUAUGCAGCAAUCAAACUGGAUCAACAGUACACGGAUUAUUACCUUCUGAAAACAUUUCUCAAAUAAACAGUCAGAUGCAUUUUGGAGCUGAACUUAUUUAUGGUAGUGAUUCCUCAUCUAGACACGAUCCAGUAAGAUCUGAGGUAGGUCAUCCUUCAAGAGGAGAAAUGGACAGACAAAGCACUGAUGACCUUGGGUAUGCUUAUAAUCCCAAACGAAGGAGGAUAUCCCUUGCACGUGGAAACAGUGCCCCUCCAUCAAGAGCAAGGGAGCCAGAAUAUGAAGACCGUGAUGAAGUUAUUUAUGAAUAUGAUCCUGACUAUGACUGUGCCAGCAUUGCUUCUGAAGGAUCAUACAGUGGUGAUCAGCAAAGGACACUUACAGAUAUACUGAACUAUUGCCAGCUAAUGUAUGAUGCCAUUCAGAAACUGGAUAAAAAGUUUGACCUCCUUCACCGAAAAGUUUUGGAUAUGCAACAUGUACACCUUAAACCAGUACAUCUGAAACAUAGGCCAUUAACUUUUUCUCAUAGAGGUUUACCUCCUCUACCAUUACGAAAAGUGAGAAUACAGAAAGCUUUGGACAGAGAUACAAGGCUUCAGCUGUCAUCACCUUCACAGGAAAUGCAUGCUGCACCUUUACGAGUCCGACUACGGAAGGAAUCAUCUCAGAAUAGUGCUUCUUUCAAAAUUGUUCAGCCAUCCCAACCUUCUCCUCCUGUUCCGCCUUCUACUGCACCUGUACUACCUCCUUCUUCUCCUCCUGUUUCAUCUAAUUUGGAACUUCAUCAGCCUCAGUAUGGUGCCCCAGUUCGUCAGAGUCCACCCUUGCCCACUAUUAUUUCUACCCAUUCGUUAAGGCAGCCUGUGCAACAGCAGCACUCAUUAACCAGCCGGAUUGCAGAAAUUCCACAAAUGCCAAAAUCAGUGGACAGCAUGACUAUGAAGAGUCCAUCCAGUGCAUUGCCUUCAUCUGUGAUUACCCCAGUGAAGUCAAACUCUGGGGUAAACAACUUCCUAGAGAAGUGUCCUCUACCAGUGAGUUGCAGAGCUUCUCCUGAUCCCAGUGUUCCAGUAACUCCAGCAUUAAAUGAAGAACUUCCCUCAUCUUCUAGCUCAGCUAAUAUAGGUUAUGAGUAUGUUGGCAACCCAAAGAGAAACAUAAAAAUACCUGGAAAUUACUUGAUGAAGGCACGACAGAAGAACAAGCCAAAGUAUGCAGCACGUUACCUUGUUCGCGCUCUGUUUUCAAAGGAAACACUUCUGUGCAGCAACAUGCUGGGUGACAGUACACGAGGACUCAAAGCCUUAGACCCCAAUAGAGUCGGUGCUAUUAGAGAAUUUCUCAACACAGUUUUUCCAAGUUAUGACCUUUGUGAAAGUGAUCGAGAGUGGAAAGCAUGCAUCACUAACGUUAAUGCAAUGAUUCGUUGUCUCCGCUGUGAAGCUAAAAGAGGAUUGGAACACAUAGAAACAAGUGCAAAAUCACAAGAACAGGAUGCAACAAUUUUUGUUGAUCUGGACUCUGAUGGAGAAGAAACUAGUGUGGUUUCCCAAGAUCCUCAAGAUACAUCAGCUUCAACAACUGGCAUCACUGAUAACCCAUCUUGGGAGCGACAACAAGAAAAUGUACCUGCACCAGGGCCUGAUAAUCAGCAAGGGAUUGAAGCAUUAGAAUGCCUUGGCAACCCAUGGAGGAAUGUUCACGUGCCCUUUUCUGUCAUGUAUGUAGCUAAGAGGAAAGCAAGACCAGAACUAGCUGCAAGAUACCUAAUCCGGCAUAUUUUCCCAGAGGAUGUGUUGAUAAAAAGCAAUGUGUAUGGGCAUCUUGAGCGUGGGAUUGAACCAUUAGACUGCAACAGAAUUGGUGCUCUUAGAGACUUUCUGGAAAAAAACUAUCCAUCAUUUGACCUGAAUGAAGGUGGACAUGACUGGAGGGCGUGUGUUGCUGCCAUUAAUAGUAGCAUUCGCAGUCUCAGGCAUGAUCAGCGAAAGGCUGCUGGGAUAGCUCAGAGGAAAGGACUUCAUCCAUUGGAACAGCCAUUUGAAAUGGCUCCAACUGUGUGUCAGUCACCUUCAGGAGAUAUCCAUGGAAAUAAGACAAUAAACAUAUCAGACUGAUACACAGAAAAGUGAUGGCUGGAUGUCUUGCCAUGGUUUUCUAUUGCUAAUUCAUCUGAAAUAAAUCAAAACUACUACUGUUAUACAGCAUCAAUUUUAAAGAAAAAAAGUAAUUUUUUACAGGUUAUUUAGAUGAACUGUAGUAUUUCUAUGGAUUGAUAAUGUUUAUAAUAAGUGCAGAUUGUAUCUUUCUUUUAAUAAAUGUCAAAGAAUCAUA